GCAAGAUGUCUGCGCCCUUCACCUAAGAGUUACACAACAUAGAAAUCGGACAAAAAAGUUAUAGAACAGUUAAGAACAGAAUUUGAUUUCUCUAGUCAUUUGAAUUUGGAAUUUGACUCAGUGUUUGGUCAAAAAUGUAAUAUUAAGUUAUUAUAUGACCAAAAACAGACAAAAAACAACAAUUUUGGACAAAAACCUGGACACUUAUACUAUCAACAGAGAAAGGACCGGCACUCCAGACGUGCCCAAAAUCGGAAAUAGAUCCGAGGAGAAGACAUAUAGAGGACAACUGUUUAGGUUUCAAAAUGAUCAUAAAUUUAACGAAGACUUUUCAACAUAUAGCCAGCAGGCCUGGAACACAGAAACUUAUGUUUCGAAACAUUUCAAACUUAGUAAGAACAACUUUACAACAAAAGAGUAAAUUAAGUACAUUAUGUCAGCCAAAGACCAGAUGCUGGCAAAGACCAGGAAGUGGGAUGGAAAUAUGGGUGCAGAGAUGGGGCUCCAAUGUUUUGUGUGUUCGCCUGGCAUCUGGUCGACCCAAGAAGGCCAUGAGUAACAUUGAUGCUCUCAUAUAUGCAAUCUCCCUGGUCAUAGUCUGGUGCGGUAUGGGCUAUGUAGGAGUGCCGUUCUACAAGGCGUUUUGUAGUCAAUUUGGGUUUGGUGUGACCCCAGACACCCUGAGAGGACACAAUCGAGAGAAGGUGGAACACAUGGAGCGUGGGGACCGUGUUCUGAGUGUUGGUUUCUCUGCCGAUAAAGAUGCUGCUUUUCGAUGGAACUUCAAACCUCAGCAGACACGUAUGAACCUGGUACCAGGAGAGACAGCCCUUGCCUUCUACACAGCACAAAACCCAACAGACAAACCCAUCAUUGGGAUUUCCACUUACAGUAUAUACCCGUACAAAGCUGCCCAGUACUUCAAUAAGAUACAGUGUUUCUGUUUUGAGGAGCAGAUUUUGAACCCUCAUGAAAAGGUGGAUAUGCCAGUAUUCUUCUACAUUGACCCGGAAUAUGACGAUGACCCGGAGCUGGAGUUUGAGAACCAUAUUCAGCUGUGUUACACUUUCUUUGAGGCGAAGGAAGGUCUUAAUCUUCCACUCCCGGGCUUCUCCUCCCGCGGGAGCACGCCCGCCACUGGGAAACCAGCCACUGUCUCCUCCUGAUAAGCCUGGGACAGCAUGUGAUCUGUGUAUAAAUACUGUUUUUGGUGAGGAUGGUUGGAUUUGCCAAUGUCACCUUCUUAUUGGUGGAAAAUAAAAUGUGACCUGUGAAUAAAUGUAUAUACACUGUACAGGAUAGUCAGGAUGGGUGUUCUCAUUUGGUUUGAUGCUCUGUGAUAACUUUUACUGUAUAAGUGUCCAUGUACAAUUAUUGUAAUCAUUGGCUUUGCACACCCUUUGAAAACUCUUAUUUCUCUGCAGUUAUUUUUUCUCCCAUAAUUAAUCUUACUUUACUAUGUCUUUCAACAAAUUUGAGACAUAAAUCUGUAUACAGUUUGAUCAAACUUCCUCAUUUUGACAAAUCACCAUUAUGAAACAUGUUAAUAAGCAGUUUGAUACAAUUGAAUGACUGCUUGUGGCACAUUGUAGAUUAUGUUAAUGACAACUUUCUUCCAUCCUGUUUAACAAUAGGUAGUAUUAAUAAUAUAUGAUGCUUGCUAUGGUUAUAGUGUGUAAUACGAUAUGAAAUAUGUCAUGGGUAUCAAAAUAAUGAUAUCACUGGAGGUAAAUAAAGAAGGCUUUAUCCUAUAAGUGAUGUAUAUCGGAUGUGGCAUGGUAUUAUUUUACAUGUUACUGGAUUUUAUAUCCAAAAAGUUUGUUUCUCAAUAAAAUGAACUCUUGAAA
Messenger RNA from Mya arenaria, 1847 nucleotides. Its product is annotated as cytochrome c oxidase assembly protein COX11, mitochondrial-like. Gene Ontology annotation, molecular function: copper ion binding. Gene Ontology annotation, cellular component: mitochondrial inner membrane. NCBI's taxonomy places the organism in Eukaryota, Metazoa, Mollusca, Bivalvia, Myida, Myidae. The transcript has 7 exons. The record is from RefSeq and is a predicted model, not a curated record. The coding region runs from base 306 to 1166 and encodes 286 amino acids.